Molecule: messenger RNA, 846 nt
Organism: Entamoeba dispar SAW760
Lineage: Eukaryota; Evosea; Mastigamoebida; Endamoebidae
Exons: 1
Source: RefSeq, a predicted model, not a curated record
AAACUUUUAAUUCCAAAAACUAAUAAUGAAAUAAUAAAAUUUCUUGUAAAUCAUCCUCAUAUUCAAAUUCAACUUAGAAAAUUUAGACAAAUUCAGAGAGAAGAAGAUAGAAAUCAAAUAUUUGAAAAUAUAUUUCUUUCAGAAUCAUUUUUUGAAAAUGAUUCAUUUAUUAAAUUAACAAAUACUUUCACUAAUUGUUAUAUUCAUUCGAUAUUAUUCAUUCAUAAGAAAGUGAAUCAAAUGGAAUAUAGUAAAAGAAAAUUGUAUGUUGAUGAUACUGCUAAAACAAAUAUAUAUAAUAAAAAUUUAUAUGUUGUUAUUGUAAAAGAUGAUAAUUCUUUUAACCAACUUCUUUCAUUUGGAUAUUUAUUUGAUCAACCUGAAAUUUCAUAUAAACUAUUUUUUCAUCAACUUUAUAAUAUUUUAAAUUAUGGACAUGAAAUCAUUGUUUGUGAUCGUUGUAUUGCUCAAUAUAAUGCUUUGAAACAAAUAUUUCAUUAUUCUAAACUAUUUUUCUGUAGAAUUCAUAUAGAAAGAUCAUUGAUAAAAUAUUUUAAGAGUGAUCAUAUAAUAAUGAAAUUAUUUCAUUUAACAAUGAAUAUGAAAUUAAAUGAAAAUGAUUUAAUUGAAACAUGGAAAAGUAUUAUAAUGAAAAAUAUUAAAAAUAUUAAAGAAGAUAAUGAUGAUGAUGAAAAUACUUGUUAUGAUGAUAAAGAAAAUAAUGAAGAAGAAGAAAAUGAUGAUGAUCAGUUGUUUGAACCUGAUACAAGUGAUAUUAUAAAUUCAAUAGAUGGUACUAAUACAUUACAAGAUAAUAUUAAACAAUUAAUAGAAGAAUUAAAUUGA